GCUUGCGGCGAGGAGUGCUGCGGCGGCGGCGGCCAUGGCGGGGAUGGCUGCUGCGGCGUUGGUGGCGAAGAGGUGCAUGAACGCCGCAUGCGGGGCUCCGGCUCCGUCUCCGGCGGGUGGGGAGUGGAGGAAGGGAUGGCCGUUGCGAUCCGGUGGCUACGCCGUGCUGUGCGACAAGUGCGGGUUGGCAUAUGAGCAGCUUGUGUUUUGUGAUAUAUUUCACCAAAAGGAAUCUGGCUGGAGGGAAUGCUCAUUUUGUGGGAAGCGUCUCCACUGUGGAUGUAUUGCGUCGAAGAAGUCCUUUGAUCUACUUGAUAGUGGUGGAGUUCAAUGUGUCAAUUGCAUUAAAAAUUCAGCAGUUCAAUCUGUUUCAAGUCCAGUUGUACCCAAGAUUUUUUCAUCUCAAAAUAACCCAAGACUUUUUGGAAAAAGUGACGAGUUAUUGUCAGGUAGACCACUGGAGACACCCUCCCUUAUGGUCGAUGCCAGAAAUGAUGAUCUUACUAUUAUUGCUAAGACCAACCAUCCAUUCAUGGUGAAAAACAUAGAAGCCGGACAAUGCAGUAAUAUUUUGAGGCAACAAGAACUAGAGAAUGGUUCAAGACAGGUUAAAUGGGAGCUUCCUACCCUUAAUAUCAGCGACAUGCGAAGGAUGCCUUUCCUAACUAGAUCUCAAAGUGCGUUAGAGUCUUCUCAGUGUGCUCGAAGAGAUGAAAAUAAAGAUCCAACUGCUGAAAGCACGACAAGUGAAUCACUUUCUGAGGCAUGCCUCAAUAUGAGCUUGGGAAUUGCUAGUAAUGGAAACAAGUUAGAGGCUACUUCAACAGUGGAAAGACCUACGCUAUCUCCAACUACAGGAUUUGCUGAAGGAAGAGAGCUUACCACUGCAUUGUCUCCAUUUCAGCAUGCACAAAGGGCUCGUCAUUUUCUGACCAGACCACCGAGAGUUGGUGAAGGUGCUGUUUUUGAUCCAACGAAAGAUAUGCUUCCACAUCUUCGUGUUGCGAGGCCACCUGCAGAGGGUAGGGGCCGCAAUCAAUUGCUUCCUCGAUAUUGGCCUAGAAUAACAGACCAGGAGCUACAGCAAAUUUCUGGAGAUUCAAAUUCCACCAUUGUCCCCUUGUUCGAGAAGGUUCUAAGCGCUAGUGAUGCAGGCCGCAUAGGGCGCCUUGUUCUACCAAAAGCCUGUGCGGAGGCAUAUUUCCCUCCAAUUUCUCAGCCAGAAGGUCGUCCGUUGACAAUUCAAGAUGCAAAAGGCAAAGAAUGGCAUUUUCAAUUUAGAUUCUGGCCAAAUAACAACAGCAGAAUGUAUGUAUUGGAGGGUGUUACACCAUGCAUACAAUCAUUACAAUUACAGGCUGGCGAUACAGUGACUUUUAGUCGGAUAGAACCUGGAGGGAAACUUGUUAUGGGCUUCCGGAAGGCCACAAACACUGUCAGUUUGCCGGAUUCACAGAUUUCAGCUAUUGCCAACGGUUCCAUUCUUGGUGAUUCAUUAUUUUCUAAUACAAAUGAGAAUCUAGCAAUAGUAAGUGGUUAUUCAGGAUUUCUUCAGUCAAUAAAGGGGGCUGCAGAUCUCCAUACAAGUUCUCUGUACGAUCAUCAUGUGAACUCAGCUGAUGGGGAUGUUAGUUGGCUUAAGGCAGAUAAAUUCGGCAGCAGGCCAGAUGAGGGCUCUUUGCAGUUUUUAAAGAGGGGCCGCAAUAUUGGUUCCAAAAGCAGGAGGCUUUCAAUGGAUGCCGAAGAAGCAUGGGAACUAAAACUUUACUGGGAUGAGGUUCAGGAACUGUUACGUCCUGCUCCAUCUGCAAAACCUACUGUCGUGAUGAUUGAGGACUAUGAAAUUGAAGAGUAUGAUGAACCUCCUGUGUUUGCGAAGAGAUCAAUUUUCACCAUCCGUUCUACUGGGGAACAAGAUCAAUGGAUUCAGUGUGAUGAUUGCUCAAAAUGGCGCCGGUUGCCACUUAAUGUUAUUGUUGCUUCUAAGUGGACAUGUGCCGACAACACAAUUGACCCAAAAAGCUGUUCCUGCUCGGCACCUGAAGAAUUGACCCCAAAAGAGUUGCACAUUGUUCUUCAGCAGUAUGAAGAUAUGAGGAGGCGAAAGAACAGCUUUGGUUUCAAGCAGAGCAUGCCCGAAAUGGAUGCGGCCAGUCUUGACGCCUUGGCCACUGCUGCAGUCUUUGGUGAGGUCGGGAACCAAGGUGUCCCUUCUGUUGCGACGACGACGAAGCACCCCCGGCAUCGCCCUGGCUGCACCUGCAUAGUGUGUAUCCAGCCACCUAGUGGGAAGGGCCCAAAGCACAACCCGGCGUGCACCUGCAAUGUCUGCAUGACUGUCAGGCGUCGCUUCAAGACACUGAUGAUGAGGAAGAAGCAACGACAGUCGGAGCGAGAGGAGGCCGAGGCGAGCAAGAAGAUCGCCUGGAUGAGCAGAGAUGAGCCUGAGGGAAGCAGCUUGUCAAGAUCCCCGCAGACGAUGGACACUACCCGAGACGGAGAUGUGACGAUGGCUGACAAGGUUGACAUCAACAAGGGCCACAUCGACCUGAACUUCCACCCUACCACCAUCCGCGACGAGGAGCAGCACGGCGGGCCACAGCCUCGGAUGAGCAUGGUCAGCCUCCUGGAGGUCGCCAACCGGCCCCUGGAGAACUACAUGAAGCAGAACGGCCUGACGAGCCUGGCUGGGGAGCAAGGGAGCUCCAGCACAUGCACAGGUGCUGCAGCCACGGCUCCACAGCCUGCUCCGGUGGAGAGCGAAGAGCGGACGUCCAACACCGAGGGCGGGCGCGUGCCGUCGGCGGAGCAACCGGAGAGCAUGGCCGUCGACGAGGCCGGAGAUAACCCGCCGGACAAGGCUGCUGCUGCUGCCAGUGACGCUGCUGCUGCUUGAGCUUGAGCUUGAGCGUCAGCGUCAGUGUGUGAGGUUGACAGGAUGGGUAUUGAAUUUGUUGUGUGCGUUAUCGGCUUCCCGGUUUUCUUUCUUUUUUUCUUACAGGAACAGCAGCUGGUGAGUUUUGAUGUAAGAAUCUGAUAGGGUUUCAUUGUGUCUCUUGUAGCCUUUUCAUUUGCGCUCUCGUGUAAAAACACACCUGGAGAAGGCUGAAUGACACUGACUGUGCGUCUACUGUAAUUUUAACGACGAGGCUCACCUCAUUUGCUCAUACCUCGGUGGGCAGCUACUGUUCUUGUA
Molecule: messenger RNA, 3196 nt
Organism: Oryza brachyantha (malo sina)
Lineage: Eukaryota; Viridiplantae; Streptophyta; Magnoliopsida; Poales; Poaceae
Product: B3 domain-containing protein Os07g0679700
Exons: 12
Coding region: 35-2896 (953 amino acids)
Molecular function (GO): zinc ion binding; DNA binding
Source: RefSeq, a predicted model, not a curated record